GCACCUGGUGUUUGACUUGUCUCUGUAGAUGCUGUGACCAUGGCAUCCCAAGACCAGGUCGUUUUCUGGAGCUAUGGUACCAUCUACAUUGUCAUUCUGGCUGCAGUGAUCACCCUGGUCAUUGGUUUUUGCGUCUCAGGAAAACACUCCAUCAGUGUGACAGCACUGAUGUCUCCAGGGAACAUUGGCCAGCUCAGCAUCCUGGGCUGCACUUUCAAGCCCGACAUCCAGAUGGACAGCAUAGUAAUCCAAUGGGCCAAGGAAGGGGUAGCUGGGCUGGUUCACAUUAAGGGUGGGAAGGACCACCUGCAAGAGCAAGAUCUGUCCUUUCAGGGCCACACGGCCAUGUCUGCGGACCAGGUGAUGGGCAGGAAUGCUUCCCUGGAGCUGAGGAAUGUGCAGCUCUCUGAUGCUGGCACUUACCAGUGCUCUGUCACCACAGCCAGAGGGAGUGGGGAAGCAAUUCUGCAGUACAGGACAGGAGCCUUCAGCAUCCUCGUGGUGCAGGUGAACAACAGCUAUGGGGACACACUGCAGUGUGAAGGCCUGCACUCGUUCCCUUGCCUUGCCGUGCACUGUACAGCCUACAGUGACACUGGGGAGCACCUGCCCCAUGCUGCCAACACCAGCUACGAGUUGAACCCCAAAAACGUCACUAUGAGGGUGGCUUCCCUCCUGCACAACAUCACUGCUAAUGCUAUCUACACCUGUGUGAUUGAAAACAGCAUUGCCAAGGCUAUGGGCAACAUCAGAGUGACAGAUUUCAGUGUUACAAAGGUGACCAACUUGCAGCUGGUGAACCUGAAUGCAGAGUCAGUGUCAUCCUCCUUUCUAGCUUGUCACUGGAUGCUCUUGCUUCCCUUGUACCUGCUAUCACCACAAAGCCUCUAAAAAGCAAUUGGAAACUCUGCUGGACCUGGAGGUAAGCUUGGGAAGAGAAACUUCCACAUGUACAAAAUAUGUAGAUCCUCUUUGGGAGUUUGGCUGCAGCAGCAGACCUAUCCCAAGCCUGCCAGAAUGGGAGAAUGUGUCUUUCCCCUCUGCCCACGCUUUCCUCAUCCCCACCUUUAGGUGGGAAACAUGGCUUGUUCCUCCCACAGGCUUCUCCCAUCACUUUCUGCAACCACAGAGACCCUUCUCUUGCACCAUCAACUCUCAGCUCUCGUUUGUCCCCUCGUUCUCUUUCUACUGCACCCUCUGGACCUGGGCUGCAGUUUAUGGCUGCAAGGCCACAAAAGGGCUUAGGGCUUUUAUCUCUCCCUCCCUGCUUGCAGGACCUGCUACAGUACAAGGCUUGCUUGCUCCCAGUUUACUCACACAACUCCACACUACAGUGUGCUGUCUCCAGUAAAUACUACAGAUACCUUGAACGUGGCUAGAGGGAGCUGCCAGCCUGAGCCAAUCCCCUGCAGACCUGGAAUAAGGAGGGCUUACACAGCCAAAGCACAGGACACCUGCCUUCAGUAUUCAUCAGCUUUGGCUUUGGGUGGUAGGACCUGGAGGUGAACUGGUGAAAGGAUGAGCUAAAGAAAAUCAGCUGA
Sturnus vulgaris (Common starling) is the source of this 1541-nucleotide messenger RNA. Lineage: Eukaryota; Metazoa; Chordata; Aves; Passeriformes; Sturnidae. The record is from RefSeq and is a predicted model, not a curated record.